This is a messenger RNA of Aspergillus campestris IBT 28561, 4509 nucleotides long. RefSeq names its product RHS repeat domain-containing protein. The coding region runs from base 1 to 4509 and encodes 1502 amino acids. The record is from RefSeq and is a predicted model, not a curated record. The transcript has 2 exons. NCBI's taxonomy places the organism in Eukaryota, Fungi, Ascomycota, Eurotiomycetes, Eurotiales, Aspergillaceae.
AUGCUAUUCGAUCAGCCUCCAUUCUAUACCCAGGCCUUCAAUUUUGGAAACCUCUUGGAGAAAGGAGUGGAUCCGCGCACUGGUCAGUUCACAUGCGCAAUCGACAUCUGGGACGCGCCAACAGAUGCUAGGAACUGCCCCCCCUUCAAGUUGAGCCUGGUGUUUGAUCCAUUGAACUCAUUGGACCUUGGACUAGGAAAGGGGUGGUCGUUCAACCUUAGCUACUAUGACUGGAGAAAUGGCAUCCUCCAUCUCUCCACUGGCGAGCGGUUUCGUGUCAUAGAUGAGGGGGGCGAUCUGUUACUUCCCGACCAGAAACUUCAGACCUUCAAAGUGAAAAAACAUGGGUCUGACUACCAUGUGAUCCACAAGUCAGGACAGAUCGAAGUUCUGGAAGAUAACAGCAAGUGUGGCAGAUACGUGCCUGGUCUGAUCUACACGGCAAGCGGUCGCUGUAUAGAACUCACAUGGGAAAGCCAUGAAGGGUAUCCCCGACUUCUUGUAAUUCGCGAGAGUUCUCAGAUGCAGGUUGCAAUUGAUUAUGGAAUCAAUCCUCGGCGGAUUCUGCGAGCGGCGGAUAAUUCGGAGCAAUGCGAGCUCAGCCUCUACAUAGAACAUGACAUGCUCACGAGGCUUGUGUUGCCUCUUCCUCAGGCGCCAUCCUGGACAUUCAGAUACCACAUCGGUAACCCGUUCAUUGGUCUUUCGUAUGUUACCAGCCCUUCGGGUCUUCAGGAGGAGAUUGGCUAUGAUGAUAGAGGUCAUAUACUUCCACCAUCCAGCCAGGAGUGUUACUCCCUUCCAUAUGUUACAUCCCAUGUCAUGAAACCCGGCAAUGGUCAACCCGAAAUCAAAACCGCAUACUGCUAUUCUGAACAGAACUUCCUUGGGCUCGGCGAUGUCUACUGGCUGCAACACGACAAAGACAAUCUAUACCAGGCACAUAACGAUUACGAGUAUUGGACAAUGGCUGAGAUUGAAGGCGGCUCCAGAACAACCUAUACCUAUAAUCGGUUUCAUCUCCUCGUGAAAUCUGUGGAAGAAAAUGGGGAUUGCACCACAACCCAGAGAACUAGAUACCCAUUUUCUGAUUCUGUCCUAUUCGAAGAUCAGCUUGCCUACUUCCAGAUGCCAGAAUCGAUCACGAAGACAUACAAUGAUGGAAGAACACGAUCCUCUCGGUCUGAGACCACUCGAUUCGAGUUUGACGAAUGGGGCAAUCCAACCAAGGAUAUUGGACCCGACAACGUGGUGGUGAGCCGAACCUACUAUGCUACUGCCGGUGAGAGUGCCGCCGAAUCCAGCGAGCUAGGAUGUCCGGCAGAUCCGCAUGGAUUCAAGCGCUAUCUGAAAACACAAACCGUGAUACCCCCAGACACUGGAUUUCCGGCACCGAUCCGAACUGAGAGCUACAAGUAUUGUCAAAUCCAAACGGCUGCGGGUGCAGUAACAUCUUAUUAUGUGGCCGCCGAGCAGCAUAUAGGUUACGAAAAUAGCGAUGUCGUCAAGAGGAACAGAUUCAAGUAUGUGGAUGAGCCCAUAAGUAGCGAUCAUGGACGUCUCCUGCAACACGUGAGCCGACAUUUGGACCAAAGUGUUACCACGAAAGACUGGAGCUACGAGUUAAGGCGGGACGAUCGACUGGCUGUGUCAACCAGGGUAACCAGUUUUGACGGUCAUGUCGUCGAUGACCAUGUUGUUUAUUCGACGGUGCAUGGGCUAGCCACGACCCAUAGAGACCAUGCCGGUGUGGAGGACCACUUUGAAUACAACCUACUAGGUCAAAUCGUCAAGACCACGAGCAACCCUGGAACGGGAUACGAGACAGUACGAAGGCAUGAAUACACCUUGCUCGAGGGGACAGCCGGCACUCAAACCACGGUGACAGACGCCAAGGGGGUGAAAACACGUACUAUCACUGACGGUCUAGAAAGACUCUGUCGUGUCGAGAGACAAAGCCACGAACAUGUUGAAAGCCAGGAGUCCGAGAAUUUCUACCCCCUCAUGACACAUGACUACAAUGCGCAAGGGCAAUGUGUUCAAACGACCCAAUUUGACUGGCUUACAACAGAUGACGGGCAGCUGCAAAAACAAGAGACCACUCAACAAUUGGAGUAUGAUGACUGGGGCCAGGUUUCCAAAGUCAUUGGAGCCGAUGGAUUGAUCACAAUAUCAAGCUCGGAUCCAAUCAACCUCACCGAGACCAAGGGCAUUCAAGGCGAGGGAACGACAAAGACUUAUUUCAAUGUUACCGGUGCUCCUAUUCGGACUGUCUUUCAUCAGGCAAAUAACCAACUAUACUCUGAGAAAAUACAUUACUACGAUGGAUUGAAUCGUCUCGUCGAAGAAAAAGAUCCACUCGGUCGAGUCACAAAGUACCAGCCCGAUAGUUUUGACCGCAUCAUUCAAACGACCUGGCCAGAUGCUAGAGCAACUACGAUCGCGUAUGCAGAGCAUAGCGAGGCACCGCUGCCAGCAAGGGUCAGUCUCAAUGGUUCCACGGUGGGGGAACAGUCGUUCGACGGGCUGGGGCGCGUUAGGCUGCGGAAGGCUGGCGGCCAGCGCACUAUCAGCCACAGUUAUCAAAGCAAUGCGCCUGAACCAAUGGGAACUAUAUGCAGCAGGGGACAUGAAUCCCAACUAGAUUAUGAUCCUAUGUUGCAGUUCGCACUCAAGAGUCACAGUAGGAGUGACGGCAUAGAUACCUUCGAUUACGACCCGCAAACUGGCCUGCCGGUGCAACUCAGGGGAGCCGAUAGUACACACACACGCCAUUACACCCCCUCAUCGUUGCUAAAAGGGGAGACAGUUCAUAUCCAUGACGAAAAGACAUUUUCCACAGAAUAUCAGUACUCUCUCGCGGGUAAACUGCAACAAUAUGUCAAUCAUCAUCAGCAAAAGCAGAACAUACAGUAUGAUGAUCAUGGCAGAACUGCCUCUUUGACACAGGGGAACAUCAAAGUCUCAAUCACAUACGACAUGUCAAGUCGGCCCACGGUCUACAGUGUGGAGGAUAAGGAGAAGCAGGUAGAACUAACAUCAAUUCUGCACUACGAUGACUUUGGUCGCGAGAUUCAGCGGAUAGUCAAGAAGAGGCAAGAGAUUUUAUAUAUCUUGAGCCAGACUUACACUCAAACCAGUCAUAUCUCCGCACGGACUUUGACAGACGGGGAACACGCGGUUCUACGAGAAGAGCAUUUUAUAUACGACAAUCGGAACCGCCUUAAACAAUAUAGAUGCGAGGGAAGCCAAGCACCUUUUGAUCAGCAAGAAAAGCAGCUGAAAGAACAAGUCUUUGAAUUUGAUGAUUAUGAUAAUAUCAGAGAAACAGCGACUCUUUUCAGUGAUCAUGAUACAAACAUAACGACUUACACAUAUGCUCAGCAUGAUCCCACCCAGUUGAUUCGAAUCUCUAAUACAAACAACCACUACCCUGCAAAUAUUGACCUUGAGUAUGAUGCCAAUGGCUGUUUGACCAAAGACGAGCAGGGUCGUAGCCUGGAAUACGAUAGCCUGAGUCGACUGGUUCUAAUACGGGAUGUCAACGGCGCGCAACUUUGCAAAUAUCAAUAUGAUGCGUCCGGGAAGCUGGCAUGCCAACGCGUGACAGACGGGCCGAACAUCUUUCUCUUCUACCGGGGGGACUCAUUGAUUGCUACGAAAAUAGACGAUGAUUGCAUCAGCUAUGUGUCAGACGGGACAACAUAUUGGGGCCAAAUCAAGCAAGAUGGGUCUGGCAGUCCGCAGAAUGAGCUCUGGGUAUCCGACAGUCAUAAUUCCAUCCUGACUCUACUAGACAGCCAGUCAGAGCAGCUCCAUCAUCAGUCAUACACCCCAUAUGGCUUCGGUGGAGAGUCCGAGGUCGCGUUCAAUGGACAUUGGCGGGACCCAGUCACCGGGUGGUAUCACCUGGGAGACGGCUAUCGCGUUUAUAAUCCUGUUUUGAAACGCUUCCACGUCCCAGACUCGUGGAGCCCCUUUGUCUCGGGAGAGAUCAACCCGUAUACCUACUGUCUCGGAGACCCCAUCAACCGCAUAGACCCCAGCGGUCACUUCAGCAUUUGGGGAGUAAACUAUAGCUGGAAAAAUGCUAUAACCCUGGGACUUGGUGUCGUGACGAGUGUUGGGCUUGGAAUCGCAACAUGUGGCGCGAGCUUAGUCGUUCAGUGCGCGGCAGGUGCAGCUGUUGGGGCUGCUGUCGGGAUGCUUGGAGGAGCUCUUGGGGACUUGGCAGACAACAACGAGAUAACACUGAACAGCGUUAUGAAAGAUGGCUUGUGGGGGGGAGCAGCCGGCUCUCUUGGCCCUGUAGCAGGCAGGGUUUUUGGCGGUGUUUGGCGAUAUGGCAAGGAGUGCAUGGGAAGAGCGGGAUCGUACACCAUCAACAAUGUUGCAGCUUAUGGCUUGACAAAUAUUGCAAAAGAAAAGGUCCAGGGCGCCAUCAUCGGGGCCGUUGCAUCGCAAGGCCUUUCUUUCUCUGCGAAAGCCGUUAAAGAGAAUUGUUUCUAG